This is a messenger RNA of Harmonia axyridis, 2773 nucleotides long. RefSeq lists its product as uncharacterized. The record is from RefSeq and is a predicted model, not a curated record. The transcript has 2 exons. Lineage: Eukaryota; Metazoa; Arthropoda; Insecta; Coleoptera; Coccinellidae. Bases 74 to 2701 code for a protein of 875 amino acids.
CAUUAAUUGCCAUAUAAAAUCAGUGUGCAGCACCAAUCUCGCGUAUUCUUUCGUUUGGUGCUACUGAACAAAUAUGAAAGUGCUUCUCAUAUGUUUUAUACUGACCAUCGGAUGUCAUUCGAAAGAAGAAUCAAAUGCAACCUCAACCACCACGCUAUCAUCUAUACCACAAUUUGAAAGCCUCAAGAUAGUAAAUGAAUCAACAACAGCUCCAAUAAUUAGAAAUACUACAUUAACAACUGACUAUUCAACCAAUGUAACAACAGAGCUACCAGUAGCUUUCAAGAAAAAACCAUAUAUAAAAGUAAGAAAGCUCAAAAAGAUCCACAAACCCUCACAUGCUGUUAAUAAUUACAGAGUUAAGGAAGAAAAUUUGGAUUUGAAUCGACAGGAAUCCAGGUCUAUUGGAAAUAAUCCUGAGUCUAUAGAAUCAAAUAAUCUACACAACACAUAUAAGGGUUUUGUAGAUCCUCGAAGAAACUCAUCAAAAACUUAUAAAACCUAUAACGAUUUCAUUAAAGAAGAAAGUAGGCCAACUGAUAAUUUCUUCAAACCCAAUGAAAGCUUCCAAAGAUCAAAAUAUUACCCAUAUGGACAGAAAAAAAGGGGACACCCCUACUACCAAAUCUUGAAUAAAAACAAUUCGGAUGAUAUUAGACAUACUGAAGAAUCUCGAAGAAAUGAAAACUACGUUCAGUUCUCUUAUAAAUUCGAACCGAUCCCUCAAGACAUUGAAACGAAUACUGAAAAUGAACAACAUGAAUCUCAAAAUGGAGGGAGAAAAGGUGGAAGGCCUUCACUUCCAGAAAUUCAGAACGUUAUCCAUACUUUGGAUAAUCAAGACAGUACCCCUAGUUAUAAGUCGCCGAAGCAGAAUCAUAUAGUUGAAGUAACAGAAGUACCUUUAGUCUUCGAACAUCACUACCAAGGUGAUUACAAGAAUCCACAGUCCAAUUUUGUGGCUCACCAGUACAGUUACAGUCCUCCUCGAGAUCCAACAAAUGAAGCUUAUAGACUUGGUAAACUUUUAUCCCAAAACGUUGUGCAAAACCUUCAGACUGCAGAGGAACCCUUGAGGGAGUAUGUUCAUGACCAACAAGAGGUUAUUUUGGCAGGUUUCACACACGGUGUACCAACUUACUCAUUCGUGAACUUCAAUCUUAACCCUCCUAAGACUAACAUUCAAAAUCCACAACACGUCAACCCACUAAUGAAGUACCUAGCACCAGAAAUCACCCCUCAAAGUUUCAGUCAAGACAUACAACAUUUCCAAACAUCUCAACUGAACCCUUACCAAAUCUUACGCCCACAUACCCAAAUGCAACCCAUCGUAGUUGCAGAUGAAGAAACACAGUCUGAUUAUGGGACUACUUAUCUGCACGCCGUUGGAGCACCACAACACCAGAAUCAAAAUCAACAAACACAAACCGAUCAACAAUUGUAUCAUCAGAAUCAAGAUCAACAAAAACAAACCGAAGUCGAUUCUGCUCCAAAAUCUCCUUAUUCGGUAAAUGUACAGCAAGAAUACGUUCAUGUUCCGAAGUAUAAAUUCACCAAUCAUAAACAUAACAAACCACAAGCUAUUCACGAAGUUGAACCACCAAAUCUUGGAGGUUUUGCAAAUCCUUAUAACUUAAACUCUCUGAGAUUCCAAAUUCCUGCUGCUGCACCAACACCUUUCCCUGAAAUUAUGAGAAAUCCUAGUUAUGAUGAGGUGCAGACUGAAGAGGAACAACACAACCAGCAGGUACAGACAGAAGAUCAGAAUAUGAAGUUGAGACUAGAAGGCCUGAUACCAACAACUAAAUUAAUUCAUUAUGUUCUUCCUCAACAAUCGCCAACAAGUACCCCUACAUUGGUGCAUCGCCCAAGACCUCAAACGCUUCCUACUAGACCUUUCUGGAGAAAACCACAAGUUAUGAAAUUGGUUAGAGUCCCUGAAAGAGUAAACCAGCACCAGGAGGCGCAAAGCUACCAAUCUCAUUACCAAGGCUUCAGAUCACCUGGUGCUUAUGAAGAUGACUCACGGACAAGAAAUCAGCAACUUUAUCAGAGCCUUGCUGAACACUAUUCAACGCCAGUAAGGAUGAACCAAGUGUUAUCGAACCAACAACACCAUGAAGAUUACUCAAACAACAUAAUGCGCCUUGUGCCACAAAAAGUGCAACAGGACUCAGGAAAUCAAUUCAAUAAUAGGCCUAUAGUGGUAGAAGACGUUUAUCAAAAUCAAAAUGAAGAAGAGCCGAGGGAAGUUUACGUUGCCAACACUUAUGACAAUCAGAUAGAUGACAACUCAGUCAAGUAUCAAAAUUUGGGUGAACAGAACUACCAAGACGAUAAACCUUCUCCUGAACAGAAUACCAAUCAAGGAAAUGUAGAGGUAGUCAAGUCCAUAUCAAAGUAUUAUCCACAACAUCAGGAGCAGAAUAACCAUGGACUAUCCAUGUAUAGAAGGCCAGUACAAGAAGAUCCACAAAUGAGUUCUGAAUUACCCAAGGGUUACCUUUCGUUCCAACAUCAGAAAAACUUUUCUAGGCCACCAAACACUAGACAUAUAAUGCCAUUAGUAAGGUAUAGAAAUAGGGAAAAUUAUGAUUCUAAUACGAGAAUACUCAAUCCUAGAAUAAGAAGAUUGGUAAACGAUCUUUUGAGAGAUAAUACUAGGCGAAAAAAUGUGUAUGUCGUAAUGACAGAAGAAUAAUGAAUAGAAGUUUUUUUCUCAUUUGGGAAUGAAUGCCAUUAGAAUAAUAUUUAGUAAUUUAUUUCCUGUUAA